AUGAACCUACCUAGUAUUAUAAUAUUAUUACUAGGAUUAGGUAUUCAACAAAAUUUAUCAUAUGGAGGAUGCCCUCCAAAAUGUAAAUGUCAAACAGAUAUUGUAUCAUGUAUUGGAGCUGGUUUAACAGAAAUUCCAAAAAAUCUUUCUCAAAAAAUUAUUCGAUUAGAUUUACAAGAAAAUAAAAUAACAAAAUUAAAUAAAAAUGAUUUUGUUGGAUUGCCUAAUUUACGUGUUUUGCAUUUGAUGGAUAAUGAAAUACAAUUAAUUGAACCUCAUUCAUUUGAUAAUUUGACAAAGUUAGAAAGAUUUCGAAUUAAUAGAAAUCGUCUUCGUUCAAUUCCUGAUUUUUUGUUUAAAUAUAAUCACAAACUACAAAGAUUAGAUCUUAGUGAGAAUGCUCUUACAAUUAUUACAGAUGAUCAAUUGAAUGGACCUUUAUCUAUGCGUAAUUUGCAAUUGGAUCGUAAUCAAUUGACAUGUUUGGACAGCCGUGAAAUUUCUAAUUGGAAAAGUCUGGAAGUAUUAGAAUUAAAUGGAAAUAGUUUAAAUACUCUUGGUGAAUUAGAUUACAUAACUAAUUUAAGAACAUUAAGAUUGGCUGAUAAUCCAUGGCAUUGUGAUUGUCGAUUAAAAUGGAUGAAACGUUCAUUAACUCCAUUUCAAUUAGGGAAUGCUAAAUGUCAUAAACCAUUAUUAUUACAUGGUAGAAGUUUAGUUAAUGUUAAUGAAGAUAAUAUGAAAUGUUCUGGUAUUGAGAAAAGAGCUGCUACUAGUUGUAGAGAAGCAUCAGUAUGUCCUAGUGCAUGUACAUGUACAGAUACAACUGUUGAUUGUAGAGAUAGAGGAUUAAAACAUAUACCAAGUAAUUUACCAUUAACAACAACAGAAUUAAGAUUAGAACAAAAUCAUAUUACAUAUAUAUCUGGUAAAGCAUUUAGUAGUUUAAAAAAUUUAAAAAGAUUGGAUUUAAGUAAAAAUAAUAUUAUUGAAAUAGCAUCAAAUGCAUUUGAAGGAUUAGAAUCAUUAAAUACUUUAGUAUUAUAUGGUAAUAAUAUAAGUGAUAUUCCAACAACAGCAUUUAAAGAUUUAAAAAAUCUUCAAUUAUUAUUAUUAAAUUCUAAUAAACUUCAAUGUUUACGUAGUGGUUUAUUUGAUGAUUUAAUAAAUUUAAAUUUAUUAUCACUUUAUGAUAAUCAAAUUCAAUCUAUAUCUAACAGAACUUUUGCACCACUUAAAAAUCUUCAAACAUUACAUCUUGCUAAAAAUCCUCUUAUUUGUGAUUGUAAUUUAGAAUGGCUUGCUGAAAAAUUGUCAAAUGACGCUAUUGAGACAAGUGGUGCCAGAUGUGAAGGACCGAAAUUUUUAGAAAGAAAAAGAUUAAGUAAUCUUCAACCUUCAAAAUUUAAAUGUAAAGGCUCAGAAUAUUAUGUAACACAAUAUGCUGAUCAAUGUAAAGUGGAUUAUGAUUGUCCAAGUGAAUGUUUAUGUGAGGGAACAAUAAUUGAUUGUAGUGAUAGAGGUUUACAUGAAAUACCAUCAAAAAUUCCAAGAUUUUCAACACUUCUUGAUUUAUCAAAUAAUAAUUUAAAAGAAAUUAGUUAUGAUAAAUUAAAACAUUUAAUUAAUUUGGUUAAAAUUAAUUUAAAUAAAAAUGAAAUAACAAAUAUUGAAGAUGGAACAUUAGAUUUACCAGCAUUAACAGAUGUAUUUAUAAAUGAUAAUAAAUUAUCACAUUUUAAUACUGCUAUAUUUGGUAAACGUACUUCAAGUAUCUUAAAAUUAUCAUUAAAUGGUAAUUUAUUACAAUGUAUUUCUAAAGGAACAUUUUCAAAAAUGAUAUCUAUUCAACAUUUAUUAUUAGGAAAUAAUAAAAUUUCAACAAUUAUGGAAAAUUCUUUUACAAAUUUAAAAGAUCUUAAACAUUUAGAUUUAAAUAAUAAUGAAUUUAAUUGUAAUUGUCAUUUAUUAAAUUUUGUUGAUGAAUUAAAUAUCAAUUUAACAUCAAAAUUAGAUAAACCAACAGGAGCAAAAUGUUUUUUACCUAUUAAUUUAAGAUCAAGAACUGUAUCAUCUGUUACAAAACAUGAAUUAAUAUGUAAUGAUGAUAAUGAUAAUAUUUGUAUAGAUAGUGGUAAUUAUUGUCCUAUUGGUUGUGAAUGUCAAGGAACAAUUAUAAGAUGUUCUGGACAAAAAUAUAAAAAAUUUCCAAUUGGUAUACCAUUAGAUACAACUGAAUUAUAUUUUGAUAAUAAUGAAUUAACAAAUAUUCCAGUAGAAUAUUUAGAAAAAUUAGUUAAUUUAAUUAAGAUAGAUUUUAGUUAUAAUAAUAUAACAAAUAUUCCAUCAAAAAGUUUUAAAUAUUUAACAAAAUUAUCAACAUUAAUAUUAAGUUUUAACAAAAUUAAUUGUAUAGAAGGUGAAGCAUUUGAUGGUUUACAUAAUUUACGUAUAUUAUCAUUACAUGGUAAUAAUAUUUCUCAACUUCCUGAAUCAUCUUUUAUACAUCUUGAACAUUUAUCACAUAUAGCAUUAGGAAAUAAUCAAUUAUAUUGUGAUUGUAAAAUGGCAUGGUUUUCAAAAUGGAUAAAAUCAAAAUAUGUUGAACCUGGUAUAGCAAGAUGUGAAGAACCAGAAAAUUUUAAAAAUCAAUUAUUAUUAACUGCAAAUCAUCAUUUAAUGCAUUGUUCUUCACCACCACCAAUUGAUAUUAUAGCAAAAUGUGAUUAUUGUUUAAAAAAUCCAUGUAAAAAUGGUGGUAUAUGUAAUAAAAGUAAAUAUGGAACAUUUGAAUGUCAAUGUUUAAUGGGAUAUCAUGGAAAAUAUUGUGAAUCAGUUAUAGAUGCAUGUUAUGGUGAUCCAUGUUUAAAUAAUGGAACAUGUUCAAUAAUACAACAAGGUAGAUUUAAAUGUUCAUGUCCAAAAGGUUUUAAAGGUGAAAGAUGUGAAGAAAAUAUAGAUGAUUGUAUUCAUAAUAAAUGUCAAAAUGGUGGAACAUGUAUUGAUGAAAUAAAUUCAUAUCGUUGUAUAUGUCCAAAUAUUAUGUAUAGUGGAAAAUAUUGUGAAACAAAAUUAGAAUAUUGUUCAUCAAAAUUAAAUCCAUGUGAAAAUGGUGGAAAAUGUAUAAAAGAAGGUGAUAAUAAUUAUAUAUGUCAAUGUAAACCUGGAUUUGAAGGAAGAAAUUGUAUGUCAAAUAUUGACGAUUGUAUAAAAAAUUUGUGUAAAAAUGGUGGAAUAUGUAUUGAUGGAAUAAAUGAAUAUACAUGUAGAUGUUCACAAUAUUUUUCUGGAAAAUUUUGUGAAAUACCUCUUAUUGAAAAUCGUUUGUAUAAAGAUUCAGUACAAUGUCAUGCUGAUAGUUGUGUAAAUGGAUAUUGCCAUCAAAAUGAAGAUGGUGAUGAUUUUGAAUGUAAAUGUCAUUUUAAUUAUAAAGGUGAACGUUGUGAACAGUUAAGAAGUGUAUCAUUAAUAGAUUAUAAUUCAUAUAUAGCAUUAGAAGGAUGGGAUUCAACAGAAAAGGGUAAUUUUACAUUAACAAUAAAUACAAUUGAAAAAAAUGGAAUAAUAGCAUAUUAUGGUGAUGAAUCAUAUUUUUCAUUAGAAGUGUAUGAUGGAAGAUUAAAAGUUGGAUUUUAUGUUGGAAAUUAUCCUCCAUCACAUAUGUAUAGUUAUGUAACAAUUAAUGAUGGUGAAUCUCAUACAAUAACCAUAUUUAUACAAGGAAAUCAAUUACAAAUGUCAAUAGAUAAAAUGAAACCACAAAAGUUAUCUAAUUCAGGUGUAAAAAAUAAAUUUAUUGUUGAAUCAAAACAAUUAUUUUAUAUUGGUGGUAUUAAUAAAAAUAUUGGAAAUAAAGCAAUUAAAAAAUAUCAUUUAUCAAAAGGAAAUAGUUUAAAUGGAUGUAUUUCAGAUGUAUAUAUUAAUGGUUAUUUUAUGGAUCUUGAAGAAGAUGUAGUUGAAAAAAUGUCUGUUAAGGAAGGUUGUACAACAUUUUUAGAUGUUUGUAAAGAAGCAGAUUGUGGUAAUGGUAAAUGUACAUUAAAUAAAACAUCAACAAUAGGAUAUUCUUGUGAUUGUGAUUUAGGUUUUAGUGGAGAAAAAUGUGAUACAAGAGAAAUUCAAUGUAUUAAAGAAAAAUACAGAGAAUAUUAUCAUGAAGAUGAUUGUAGAUCUAUUGAACCAAUAAAAAAUGGGCGUUGUCUUGGAUUUUGUGGUUCAGCAAUUGAAUCUAAAGGUGGUUGUUGUACUGGUGUUCGUGGACGUAAACGACGUAUAAAAAUGCAUUGUAAAUCAGGAAAAACAAAAAUGUCUGUAGUUCAAAUUAUCCGCAAAUGUCAGUGUGUAUCAAAUUGCAAGAAUCCGGUUGAAAAUUUUGUUGGAACAAUAGUAAAAAAAAACAAAAAUGAGAAAUAUGAAAGCGCUGUAAGAAGAAAAUAA
Messenger RNA from Strongyloides ratti, 4437 nucleotides. Its product is annotated as Slit homolog 2 protein. The transcript has 6 exons. The record is from RefSeq and is a predicted model, not a curated record. Gene Ontology annotation, molecular function: calcium ion binding; heparin binding; Roundabout binding. Gene Ontology annotation, biological process: negative chemotaxis; axon guidance. The coding region runs from base 1 to 4437 and encodes 1478 amino acids. Gene Ontology annotation, cellular component: membrane. NCBI's taxonomy places the organism in Eukaryota, Metazoa, Nematoda, Chromadorea, Rhabditida, Strongyloididae.